AUUAGCUUGUGAUUUUUUUCAUCAAGAGAUUUAUCAGGUAUAUUAAAUGUCAACUCAUGAUAAAAAUUGGUCAAGAAAAUUGUGUAAAGUAUUAAGACAUUGUGCUCCAGAUUAUGGACUUCAUAUGAGUAAUGAUGGAUUUGUUUCUGUCAAUGCUUUAUUAGCCCAUGAUUCUUUUAAAGGGUUAACAGUUGAUCAACUGAAGAGGAUUGUUGAUGAGAAUGAUAAAUCUCGUUUUACACUUCGUAUGGAUCUAGAAACAGGUGAAUUAUUGAUUAGAGCAGCUCAAGGACAUUCUAUUCCUCUUUAUGAUGAUCUGCUUUUACAACGAGUUACAUGUAAAGAUCUUCUUCCAAAAACAACGGUUCAUGCAACAACUCGUAAGAAAUGUAUUGAAAUUUUCAGAUCUGGAGGACUUUGUGCUAUGAAACGCAAUCAUAUUCAUUUAGUUUCUUAUCCAGAAUGUUUAGGCAAUGGAUCUUCAUCUCAAAUACGUGCUUCUUCAGAUACUUUAAUAUUGGUUGAUGUUCAAACUGCUUUUGAUCAUGGAAUUUCUUUUUUUUGGUCUACAAACAAUGUACUUUUGACACCAGGUGCUCCUAAUACACCUGGUUGGCUCUCCACACAAUAUCUUAAAGGUGCAAUUACACGUAGUGGAAAACCUAUUGAAUUACCUUGUACAAUUUUUGAUUCUUGAGAUUAAAUUUUAAUGGGAAACAGGCAAUUCUUAUUCUUUCAUA
Pneumocystis carinii B80 is the source of this 740-nucleotide messenger RNA. RefSeq lists its product as hypothetical. NCBI's taxonomy places the organism in Eukaryota, Fungi, Ascomycota, Pneumocystomycetes, Pneumocystales, Pneumocystaceae. Gene Ontology annotation, molecular function: tRNA 2'-phosphotransferase activity. The record is from RefSeq and is a predicted model, not a curated record. Gene Ontology annotation, biological process: tRNA splicing, via endonucleolytic cleavage and ligation. Bases 47 to 697 code for a protein of 216 amino acids. The transcript has 3 exons.